AUAACUCACACACCCUCGAUUCCCUAAAUUAACGUCACUCGCACUUACUCCACCCACCCACUAACUUUCUUUCUUUCUUCCCUAUCUAUCCUAUUCAUUCCCAGAAACCAAAACAGUUGCUCUCACUCGUGCAACCGUAAUCGCAAUCUCAAUUCUAUGUCAUGGCCUCCGCCUCCGUCGUUGACAACCACCGCCUCGAAACCCUGCCUCUAAUCGACCUCCGCCUCCUCUCUCAGUCCGAACUCUUCUCUCUCUCACUCUGCUCUUCCUCCUCUUCCAAUGCCUCCUCCCUUUCCUCCUCCAACGACAACGACGACGUUUUGAUCCCCAAAAUCGACCGCUCCGUUUUCAACGAAUCCGCCGGCAGUCGCAAACAAACCUACUCUCGUCUCCGCCUCGCUCCUCGCAAACCCCAGUCUCCUUCCUCCACUUCCUCCUCCCCUUUUUUCCUUCCUCGCCAAAUCGACGAAGAGAAUUCACAAAUUAUCUCCCUCCUUAAACAACUCUUCGCCUCCGAAACUCACAAUCAUGACCUAGUGCCAUUUCGGGCCGAAUACGAACCGUCCUUACCCGAUCCAUCUACCGAGGGCUUGCAAAAUGUUCGAAUCGAAUACGAACCGUCGCUGCUGCCUGAUUCUUCGAAUGCCGGCUUCCAGAGUGUUCCGAUUGAUGUUAUUGGCGGCGGCGGCGGCGGAGAGAAGAAAAGGAAGCGAGGGCGGCCGCGGAAGAAUGAGGUUAUGAUGAUUGAGCGGAAGGUGGAGGUUCUUCCAAUUGUGCCGGUUAAUGUUGGUGUUAGCAGCGAGGGGAAUAAGAAGCGGAAGCGAGGGCGGCCGCGAAAGGACGAUAAGAGUCGAAAAGAUGAGAGGAAAAAAGUGAGAGAUGUGAAUGUGGUGGAAGAGAUGGUGAUGGUGAAUGAGAAAGGGGAUGUGGUGGACUUGGCUGCAUUGGGGAAUGUGGAGGAUUUGUAUGGUGAAGAGUUGAAGAGGAGGACCGAAGGGUUGCAGACCAAGGAUGAGUUGUUAGGGUUUUUGAGUGGGUUGAAUGGAGAGUGGAUGAGCUGGAGGAAGAACAGGAGGAUUGUGCCCGCUAGUGUUAUCGGCGACGUGUUGCCCAGAGGGUGGAAGCUUAUGCUCUCUAUCAAGAAGAAAGCCGGCUAUGUAUGGUUGCAUUGCCGCCGAUAUAUAAGCCCUAAUGGACAGCAGUUUGUGUCGUGCAAGGAAGUUUCAUCACACUUACUUUCCUUUUCUGGACUCCAAGAUGCAAGCCAACCCAGAUCUGGUUAUACUGAUGAAAAUUUUCAGUUGGCUAGCAAAAUGGAUUUUGGAGAUGAUGCAGAUCCUAAACUUGAAGAUGCGAAGAAUGCUGAUGACCUUGUUAGUUGUUCACAGCUCCCCAUGACUUCUAUAUUAACUGAUGAGAAGCAGGACACCUUGAACACACAGGAUUCAGGGAUUCAAAUAGGGGAAGUUUUAAAAUGCCACAAAUGCACCAUGACAUCUGAUGGGAAGAAUGAUUUAGUUCACCAUCUGAUAUCAUCUCACCAGAGUACGGCAAAUAGGUGUAAACAAGGUACGUCUAUUGCUGAUGGUGUAAUAAUUAAAGAUGGAAAAUAUGAAUGCCAGUUCUGCCAUAAAAUAUUUGAUGAGAGGCAUCGUUACAAUGGCCAUAUUGGGGUCCAUGUGAGGGACUAUGCAAAGAGUGUUGAGGCUUUGGGAGGAUUAAAAGACAUGCAGAAGGGCAUUGACUCUGCACCAACCAGAGUUCUGCCAUCAACCUCAAAGAUGCAUGAAUCUAUUGGAAUUGGCAGGGAAAAACCUCCCACUGCUGGUGUUGUCAAUGAAUUAAGUUCUGGCUUUUCUCAUGGUAUAAUAAAAGUAGAUAAUGUUACUGAAACUUGUGGUGACACAGAUGGUCAUUUGCUCGUUCUUUUGUCUCAAGACAAUCAAAAUGUAAAGGCUGACAAAGAUGACUAUUCUUUAGUUGAGGAAUAUAGUGAUAAGCAGGAUAAAAUUUGCAACAUGAAUAUGGAUGACUUGGUGAAGGUAGAUGUGGCUACAGUUUUUGCCAAUAGAUGUAAUGCUUGUCCAGUCGAUGAAAAUUCUCUUAAAAAUGAGAAUAAAAUUAGUUGUGAAUCUUCUGAUGAAACAAAUGCCCACAAAUGCAUUCCCAGUGGAAUUGAUAAUUGUGUUGCAGAAAGUAAAAGUUUUGGAAGCUGUUCACUUGCCCCACCUGGAAAUGAGAGAGCUCUUGUUGUUGAAAACAAUGUGAUUGAAGCAUCUGUCCACUCAGUGAAGGAGCCACAGCUGGAGAUUGGUUCUGAAAGCAGUUUUCAUACUUUGAAUGGUAAGGAUAAAUGUAGUGGUGAGGAUUUGCAGGACAAAUGUCUUACUAGCACAGUUGAAGAUACGAAAGUUGACAGUGGUUGUACAUUUGAGAAUAAUGAGUCGGUAUCUGGUUUUGGCAAUCAUCUCAGUGGGCUCAAGGAUGUUUGUACUAAUGUUAAGCAGCAAUGCAGUUCUGAAGUCUCUUCGCUUUUACCAUUUGGGAAUGAACAAAGAUCCAGUUUAAUGAAUAAUGAGAACGAGAUUGUGAGUUCCUUCAUGUUGGAGUCUCUGCAGGAAGGGAGCUCUGGAAGCAGUUUAUGUAGCUUGUCUACUGAUAAAAGAACAUGUUCUGCCAGCAAUAUUGUGAACAAUGUUUCUACUAGCACAGGGGACAAGCCUAGAUUUGAUGAAGUCAAUAUCUCUGGGAACAAUGUAAUUGCAAUUGGUUUUGGGAGCAAUCAUGCUUCACAGAGCAACGAAGCUGUGAUUGGCAUUAAGAAAGAUGGGAGUUCUGGAAGCUCUUUACACAUUUCAUCUUUGGAUGAGGAAUGCAUUGUUGAUAAUAAUGUAAAUAAGAAUCCCCAUUGCACAAUGGAGGAGCCCUUUCAAGGAGAGGCUUCUAAAAGCCAUGUAUUUGCCCCAUCUGCUGAUGAGCAAAGAUCUGAUUUUGACAAUAAUAUGAAUAAAGUUUCUACUGACACAUUAGAGGGGCUCAAGCUUGAUGAAGUCGAAAGCUGUAAGAAUAAUCAGUUAAGUAUUGCUUUUGACAGGAAUGAAACUGGAGUAGGUGUGGAUACUACUGCUUGCAGUGAGCAGGAAAAAUGUUUUAAAGGCUCUUUACUUGUUUCAUCUGCAGAUGAGCAUGGAUAUGACAUCUGGAAUGGUACAACGAAGGAACUUAAACAGACAAGAGGUCCUUCUGAAAGUGGCUUACUUAGCCAAUCUGAUUAUGAACAAUACCAGGUUAAUAUGAAUGAUGUGAAUAAGGUUUCCUGUAGCUCAAUAGAGGACGCCGGAAAUAAGAAAGUGAAGAGCCCUUGGAGCACUGAACUGUUACCUGCUUUUGACACCCAGGCAGGUCUAGAUGUGGAUGUGACAAGCACUAUGCAGGGACAAAGUUCUGAAGGUUGUUCCUCUGUUCCUUCUGGGGCUGAGCAAACAUUCUCCGCUGAUAAUGACGUAACUGGUGUUUAUAGUAGCGCAGUGGGGGAGCUUAAGCAUGAAAGAGGCUCUAAAAAUGGUUGUGAACAAGUCGAAAAUAAGUUGAAUAGGUUCUGUACAAGCACAGUGUGGGAGCAGCCCAGAUUUGAAGACAUGGGGAAGCCUAGGGAUGCUGAUUUAAUGAUGGGCUUUGGAAAUCAUGCCCAAUCAAAUGAGGAUGUCAUGGAAGAGCUUAUGUGGAGAACUAAUGAACAAAAUGUACAGCAGAGUGGUUUAGCCAAUAGUUCAUCUCCACUGAUGCCAUUGUCUGAAUGUUUACCAAACUUUGAUGUAAUGACAAGCAAGGGUGGAGACAAAAGUUUCAGCUCUAAUGAGAGAUUUGACAGCACAUCAGGUUUAGAAGGGCUUGGAUCAAGUAGCAUAGCACAUUUGGAAUACAAUUUCCUGACAAUGCAGCCAAGCCCUAAUCCAGAGGAAUCGAAUGUUUUGUCUUAUGAUGCAGAGAUGGAGCAAGGGUUUGAUUCCUCUAUUUGGCUUAAAAAGGAAGCUUUGCCUUUGUUGCCGAAGUUAGCAAGCAGGCAUCAGGUCAGGACUGCGUGUGUCUGGUGUGGAAUUGAGUUUCAUAUAGAAUCUGCCAACUCUGGAAUGCAACCAGGUUCAGUGGGUUUUAUGUGUGGAACCUGCAAGGCUAAGUUCUCUGGGCAAUUCAAUGUAUUGUAAUUGUCCAACUGUCCCGUGACACCUUGUAAGGAUUUCUUCUCAUAUAACCCACUUCCUGUCAAGAAUAAGAUUUUGAGAUAUGAGGUAAUGGUAGACACCAGUUGGAAAAAAUGAUCACCUGCUGAUAGACUCGUACAGCUGCACAGGUUGGUCCUAUGCAAGAGCCUGAUUUUAUAAAUCUGGUAUGGCGCCCUCUUUUGUUUCAUUUUGGAGAUCAGUUAGCGCAUUAUUCAUUUUUCCCUUUAGGUCCAAAUGAUUGUUUAUCAGAAUACUGACAACAGAUUUGUGGGGUUCCUUUAUUUUGAGGACCCAUCUUUUCCACCCUUGACAAGAAAGAAAUAGGAUUGCCAACUGUAAUGGUUUUAUGGGCUGACUUGGGGAACGGUAUUGGCAUAACCUUGUUGCCCCCUUAACUUGCGCUCUCCAAAUAUCUACUCACCUUCUUUUUUCCCCCAAUUUUUCUGCCUAUAUAGUUCCUGCUUCUGUUUGUAGUAUUUGACUAAGAUUGCAUUUUACCAACUCACUAUUACCUCUA
Molecule: messenger RNA, 4740 nt
Organism: Quercus robur (English oak)
Lineage: Eukaryota; Viridiplantae; Streptophyta; Magnoliopsida; Fagales; Fagaceae
Exons: 5
Coding region: 162-4205 (1347 amino acids)
Molecular function (GO): DNA binding
Source: RefSeq, a predicted model, not a curated record